Phalaenopsis equestris is the source of this 569-nucleotide messenger RNA. RefSeq lists its product as uncharacterized. Lineage: Eukaryota; Viridiplantae; Streptophyta; Magnoliopsida; Asparagales; Orchidaceae. The record is from RefSeq and is a predicted model, not a curated record. Bases 126 to 569 code for a protein of 147 amino acids. The transcript is spliced from 3 exons. Gene Ontology annotation, molecular function: nucleic acid binding; RNA-DNA hybrid ribonuclease activity.
GUAGGGAGCCGAAUCAUCCUCCUUCUAUCAAAAAAUAUAUAUGAUUUCUAUAACGGCUAGAUGGAGGCGGCAGGGAGGUGCGGCGAAAGGGGAUCUGGGAGCUGCGGCAAGAAUGGAAGAUCUUCAUGAGAGGGCUUCGUUUGUGGGUUUCGUUUGGGUGCCUCGAUUGGGCACUGCGGCAUUGGUGGCUUUGUGACGGAUGGAUAGGACCUUUGCGGAGGCUCUUGCAAGAUCCCAAUCCACUAAGGGUGGGUAUGAUGGCCAGUCUUAUUAAAUGGCAACCUCCUCCUUUCGAAUGGAUUAAAGUCAAUUCUAAUGGCAGCUGGGAGUCCGCGGCGGCUGGGGCUAGCGGGGUUUUUCAUGAUUACCUUGGGAAAUGCCUCUGUUUCUUUACUUCUCUGAUUGUGGCGUCCUCCCCUUUGGAAGCUGAAUACUGGGGGUUCCUUUUGUCUAUUCAGGUGGCCAUUUCUUGUAAGUUUUUCAAUUUGUCACUCGAGACAGAUUCUUUUAUUAUUUACAAAGAUUUUGGUGUGGGAACUGUUUCCAAUUGGAAUGUGGAGGGGAAUUGA